Messenger RNA from Moneuplotes crassus, 2242 nucleotides. The record is from the annotation of a GenBank genome assembly. NCBI's taxonomy places the organism in Eukaryota, Ciliophora, Spirotrichea, Euplotida, Euplotidae.
AUUUGAGAAGAAAUGGAGAGGAAAGAAGAAGGAAAAUUGAACAAGAAGUGUAAAGAAAACGAUUUUUCUGAGAAUAAGUAUAAAGAGUUAGAAAGAAAUAUAUUAGAAACUUUUACAGACCAAAUUGGAAAGAGAAUUCCGAAUUUCAUCAAAAGAAUUGUAAGAUGGUACCAAGAAACUUCAAAAAGAAAUAGAGAAGUUGAUAAAUAUAUCCAGUCUGUUAUCGAAGAGAACCUCAAAGGCCCUUAUAUCAAAUAUAUCAAAAUAUUUUGCUGGAUAAUCAUACUCAUGUGUCUCUGUAUUGCAGGUGUAAGCGCUCUGGGAGAUAAUGAAGAAACUUCAGAUGAAGAUACAAUGAAGGUCGUUCAUACUCUCAUUUUUUCGUUGAUUACUUUUGGAAUCCUGAUAGUCUUAGAAUAUAAGCCACUAUAUACAUUGUAUUUAGUCCCAAUGUUAAUCGGAUGAGUGCUGUUUAUGGCUGUCGACAUCACAUUGCAGAGCAAAGAGUUUCGACCUAGUGAAUAUAUUUUUGAAAAUAUUUGAUUCUCCUAUGUCCUGAUAAUUUUUGUCCCAACACAAUGGAAGCUAAGCAUUAUCGCAUUUGGAUCUGCAAUGAUUUAUUUCCUCUAUGGAGUGUAUGAAAAGUAUGGAAUAUCUGAUCCUGAUCUCACCAUGACCAUCUCCUUUGCUAUUAUAUGGUUUACCCUCUCAAGCUAUCUUCUUAUGAUGAAGAAUAGAAGUACAUAUGCUGAAAUUCUCAGGAACAAAAGACUUAUUUUAGAAAUGAAAAAAGUCCUCCAGAUUCUUCCCUUCGGUGUGGUAAUUUGGCCAUCUAAAGUUGAAGGAAAGUGGUUUACAAAUCAAGAAUUUACUCAUAAAUAUACUAAAAUACGCAAUGAACUGAAAGAAUUAUCUGAACUUGAAAUUUCUUUCAUAGAUGAAAAAGAUCAGAACACUCCUCUAUGUGCUAAGCAAGAUUUGGCAGAUUUUUUAUUGAAGAACCAGGAAAGACUAUCUGCAACUCAAAAUUUACUCUCAGAAAGUGAUAUAAAAAUAAGCUGUAAUCCUCAUCAAGCUGAUUUAUUCAUUGAGGAAGAUGAAAACUCAACUGAGAGAAUCUGUAAAAUUAAGACUCUCAUGAUUGAGUGGGAAGGAGUCGACUCUUUCAUGCAUGUCUUCGUUGACAAUACAGAAGUCAUCAGACUUCAAGAGGAGAAGAAUGCUAUGAUGCUAGAGGAAGCAAAUAACAACAUCAAGCUUCAGAAGAUCAUGUUUGCGAGUGCUUCACAUGAGUUUAGAACUCCUCUAAAUUCUAUUAUAAACUCAUUUGAUAUAGUACUAAACUCUUUUUAAUACUAUUUUCGAAUUUUUCCAACCAUAUCUUGAAGAAAUCAAUGAAGAGCACAAUGAAAUCAUUGCUAUGAGUAUUGAAACCUUCCAAAAAUUUAUAAAGAUAGGCAAAAAUUCAUCUCUGAUGCUUCUAACGCUCAUUGAAGACGUCCUGAAUCUGUCUAAGAUGGAAGCAGGCACAUUUUCUAUUUUUAAGGAAAAUUUUAAAAUUAUUGAUGUGAUUGAAGAAGUCUAUGAUAUCUUCCGUAUGCAGUGAGAACAGAAGGAACUCCGAUUCGAUCUUUCUAUAUCUGAAGAUAUCAGGAACUUGACUAUUUAUUCCGAUAAAUCAAGGAUCAAACAGGUCCUCAUGAACCUAAUGUCAAACACGAUGAAGUUUACAUUUAAUGGGUUUGUAGUCCUCGGGUGAAGAAUUAUACAUCAAGGAAGCAAAGACUUAGCUCAAUUCUGGGUUAGAGACACAGGAAUUGGAAUUAGCAAGAAACAACAGGAAAAGUUGUUCAAGCUCUUUGGAAUGAUUUCAGAGGUAAAAUCUUUCAACCCCAAUGGGACAGGUAUUGGUCUGACAGUAAGUAAAAAAUAUGUGGAGGCUAUUGGAGGAAAUAUUUACCUCAAGUCAGAAUAUAAAAAGGGAACAGAAGUCACUUUCACUAUUCCUAUUGAUGAAGAAAGAAAAGUACUUGGACAAGAGAUUCCCUUAAAUCAAUCGUUAUGCAACUACCAUGAACAAGACCAGGACGGAGGGGGCAUCUCCCGCCUGGAGUCUUCCCAAAUAGUCUCGUGCUCUAAAGGAAAGUUUGGGUGGCGAACGAUGAGGCUUCCUGGCCAAGCUAGGUUUGGAAUCCUAUAGAGUCUUUGUAGGAGAAUUAUGGAAUUUAAGAAGACAAUUUUG